CUCUCCUUUCUGACGAGGGAACAUGUUGCCUAGGAGCAGCAGCAGCAGCAGCAGUGUGCUACACGUGGAGACAACCUCCUCUCUCUGUGUCUGACUGUAAUAAACCAGGGACAGGAGGAAGAAAGAAGGACCUGUUUCUUUUUUCUGUGUCUGACCAGACUCAUUGAGGAAGAGGAGGAGGAGAAGAAAGAUAGGAAAAGGAUCAGUACGCAGAGGGAUUCAGGAUUUGAUUGUGACUGUGAGUCUGACCAAACUCACAGAGGUGGACUAGCGAGAGGAAGAAGAGGAGGAGGAAGAGGAGGAGGAGAAGAGCCAGGAUUUGUUUGUUUAUCUGACAAAACUCCCCAAAGAGGAAGAAUAGGAGGAAGAGGAGAGGCUACUGUUUGUUGUCCAUUUGGGACAAGUAGGGUAGUGGGUUUGGACCGGGUCUUGGCACACCCCCCAAAGUCGCUACCAUGUGGCAGGAGGCCUUACGGACUCGGGGGCGCUACCUUCUGGAACGUGGGGGAGAGGGGGGAGAUGGGGGAGAAGCCCUGGGGGAUGUGUUUGUAGGUUUUGGGGAGACCCCGACACAGGGACAGGUGUGUGUUGGGGGACAGAAGACCCAGGACUGGCUGUAUGAGUCCUACUACCGUAUGAGCCAACAACACCCUCUCAUUGUGUUCCUACUGCUCAUAGUGAUGGGAGCAUGCCUCGCUCUACUGGCCGUGUUCUUUGCUUCCGGACUGAACAUGGAGGACCACCUAGCGUUCCUGAUCACCGUGCCCACCACCCUCUUCCUCUUCCUCUCCAUCUUCAUCCUGGUCUGCAUAGAGUCCGUCUUCAACCGCAUGCUCCGCCUCUUCUCCCUCCUUAUCUGGGCCUGCCUGGUUGCCAUGGGUUACCUCUUCAUGUUCUCCGGGGGGAUCCUCUGUCCUUGGGACCAGGUGUCCUUCUUCCUGUUCAUAGUGUUUGUGGUCUACACCAUGCUGCCGUUCUCCAUGAGGGGAGCAGUCCUAGCCAGCAUCAUCACAUGUUUAUCACACACAAUCACACUCAGUGUGUGUCUGGCGUUUACUGCAGAAGCCUUGGAACCACUGGUGUGGCAGAUCCUGGCUAACAUCAUUAUCUUUACGUGUGGUAACCUGGCUGGAGCGUACCAUAAGCACCUGAUGAACCUGGCCCUCAGACAGACCUACCAGGACACCUGCAACUGUAUCAAGUCCCCCAUCAAACUGGAGUUUGAGAAACACCAGCAGGAGAGGUUAUUGUUGUCCCUGCUCCCGGCCCAUAUCGCCCGUGUGAUGAAGGCAGAGAUCAUUCAGAGGUUACAGGGACCAAGGGACAGGGACUUCGGCCGGGCAGAGGGAACCAACAACUUUCACAACCUCUAUGUCCAACGACACACCAACGUUAGUAUUCUGUAUGCAGACAUCGUAGGGUUCACUAAGCUGGCUGGUGACUGCUCACCCGGAGAACUGGUGCACAUGCUCAAUGAAUUGUUUGGCAAGUUUGACCAGAUAGCCAAGGAGAAUGAGUGUAUGCGUAUAAAGAUUCUGGGUGAUUGUUACUACUGUGUAUCAGGCCUACCAGAGUCUCUCCCUCACCACGCACGCAACUGUGUCAAGAUGGGACUGGACAUGUGUGAGGCCAUCAAGAAGGUGCGUGAUGCUACUGGUGUGGAUAUCAAUAUGCGAGUCGGGGUGCAUUCUGGGAACGUGCUGUGUGGCGUCAUCGGCCUCCAGAAGUGGCAGUACGACGUCUGGUCACAUGAUGUCACUUUAGCCAAUCACAUGGAGGCAGGGGGCGUGCCAGGGCGUGUCCAUAUCUCCUCAGUAACAUUGGAGCAUCUGAAGGGGUCCUAUAAGGUGGAACCAGGGGAGGGACAGAGUAGAGACUUUUACCUGAAGGAACACGGAGUCAUCACUUACCUGGUCAUCAACCCCAAGGCUGAGAGGCGGAGCCCUCACCUGUGUGCGCGUUCUCGUUCCUCUUUGGAAGGAGGGAAGAUGAGGGCGUCGGUCAGAAUGACUCGGUACCUGGAGUCCUGGGGGGCGGCAAAACCUUUUGCUAACCUGCACCAUCGAGACAGCAUGACCACUGACAACGGCAAAAUAAACACUAUGGAUGUUCCAAUGGGCCAGUAUCACUACCAGAGAAGAGAAAGGACUAAAUCUCAGAAGAGACGGUUUGAAGAGGAACUGGAAGAGAGGAUGAUCAGAACCAUUGAUGGCAUCAACUCCCAGAAGCAGUGGCUGAAGUCUGAAGACAUCCAGAGGAUCUCACUCUUCUUUCACAACAAGACUCUGGAGAAGGAGUAUCGAGCCACCACUCUGCCGGCCUUUAAAUACUACGUCACCUGUGCCUGUCUCAUCUUCUGCUGCAUCUUCAUAGUGCAGAUACUGGUCCUGCCCAAAACAGCAGUGUUGGGGAUCUCCUUUGGCAUGUCUUUCCUCCUGUUAGGUCUGAUCCUGGUCAUAUGUUUCUCCAGCCACAUCUUGGGAGGUAAAGGAUCGUGGUGCUCUCUCCCCUGGCUCCCUACUUCCUCACGCAUCAUCAUCGCCAACAAACCCUGGCUCCGAUUGGUCCUCACCAUGACAACCACCGCUGUUAUACUUGUCAUGGCUGUUUUCAACAUGUUCUUCCUGGAAGAUGAGGUUCUGACCACACCCCCUACCAUGAACCUGACCAAUGAAAGCAUGCUCAGCUCCCACAGCCCCACCCACCUCACGGAUGGGAAUAAGUUCUACCUGCCUUAUUUUAUCUACUGUUGUAUCCUGGGUCUGGUGUCGUGUUCUGUGUUCCUGAGGAUCAACUAUGAGCUGAAGAUGGUUGUAAUGUUAGUUGCCAUGGUGAUCUACAACAUCAUCAUCCUCCAGACACAUGCGCCCCUGCUGGAUGGCUACAGUACUGCACUCUACAGCACUCAGACACUGGACAGGCCAGGCAUUCUAAAGGAUCUGAAGACGAUGGGUUCUGUUUCUCUCUUCAUCUUCUUCAUCACUCUACUGGUGUUAGCACGACAGAAUGAAUAUUACUGUAGGUUGGACUUCCUGUGGAGGGACAAGUUCAAGAGAGAGUGUGAGGAGAUCGAGACCAUGGAGAACCUCAACAGGGUUCUACUGGAGAACGUUCUACCUGCCCACGUCGCAGAACACUUCCUGGGACGCAACUGGAAGAAUGAGGAUCUGUACCACCAGUCGUAUGAGUCAGUAUGUGUGAUGUUCGCCUCCAUCCCAGACUUUAAGGAGUUCUACACAGAGUCAGACGUCAACAAGGAAGGCCUGGAAUGUCUCAGACUCCUCAACGAGAUCAUCGCUGACUUUGACGAGCUCCUGUCCAAGCCUAAAUUCAGCGGGGUGGAGAAGAUAAAGACUAUUGGCAGCACCUACAUGGCUGCUACUGGGCUCAACGCUACACCUGGACCUGAAUACACACAGGAGCAUGACCGUCAGUACAUGCACAUUGGCACCAUGAUGGAGUUUGCCUUCGCCUUGGUCGGGAAACUAGAUGUCAUCAACAAACACUCCUUCAAUGACUUCAGGCUACGAGUUGGGAUAAACCAUGGUCCGGUGAUUGCGGGGGUGAUCGGAGCGCAAAAGCCUCAGUAUGACAUCUGGGGGAACAGUGUUAAUGUGGCCAGCCGGAUGGAGAGUACUGGGGUACUGGGGAAAAUACAGGUAACCGAGGAGACGAGUCGUAUCCUGUUGACGCUGGGCUACAUGUGUUCAUGUCGCGGCAUCAUCAAUGUGAAGGAAGGAGAGCUCAAGACCUUCUUCGUACACACAGAGAUGACCAGAUCGCUGUCGCAAGGGACUGUGAUGCCUUGAACAUCAUACACUGAGCAAUUUACACACACAUGUCCGCAAGAGUGCCCACACACACACACUCUUAAACUAUACAAACACAUGCAUUCACAUACACACAAAUGGACUUGCACACACAUCAGGGCUUCAAACCGGUAAAUAACUACAUUUGUCAAGGAACAGAAACGGAACCGGGAACGAAAGUGAUCCAAACUGUUUUUUUUCCUAGUCCCCCCCCCCCCCCCCAAUAAUAAUUUUACAAGCGUGAUUCAGAAGAUAGGGAGAGAUAAUUUUUAUUAGCUAGAGAAGAAUUGAUUAACUUUAUCAAUACUAGUUAAGGAUACUAUAACAACCCUGGGUUUAUAAGCGUGGAUAUCGACUAUGCCGCUUCAGCAUUCUUUUGCGGCACAGUCGAUAGUGCGCUGGACUUCGGGCUAGAAGGUCGUUGGUUCGAGACCUGCUCCCUGCCUGUAUUAGUACAAUACUAUAGGCCUGGUUAUCACCUUUUCGUUGAAAUGAUUAAACCUUACAAAAAGGUAAGAUGUGUUUUUAAUUCUGGUGGCGCAUGUCAGUUAGCUAGCUAGCUCAAGCUUGUUAGCUAGUUAGCGCAAAGGACAUUCAAUAUUUCUCCAUAGAAGCCGCUCCGCCUAGGUAUAAUUAUGUGAACCUAAUUCAGAUAAUGCAUGUCAUAACAAGAUGUCCUGCGCUUCAAGCCUCCUCAACCCUAUCUUGCUCUCUUCCCACCCACAAAAUUUCAGUCGCAUCUUGCGCCAUAGGCUACACUUGUCUGUCCAUCACGCAUGGAAUCAACUAGCUUGCCUGCUCUAUCCACAAUGAUUGGUAAAGUAAUUAAUAGUAAAUAAAGUAGUUAAAAAAGGAACCGAAAGAAACGAUAUCAACCUGUACUUUCAGCUUUGAACCGGUUCAGAACUUUAUUUUGCUGGUCGGAACAGUGUAACGGAACGAAAAAAAACGGUUCUGUUCAGAAUGAAAUAAUUGGAAAAUAACUUUGGUUCCAACCCGACACACAUACGUGCAUGCACAAAUACAGCACAUACACACACACAUACAAGGACUUAUACAAUCACACACACACAAACACAUUCAAAACUGCCUGCUGUAAUAGAACGUAUCUGUCAAGACUCCUUGUUUACAACAGUAACUCCCAGACCACUUCAUCUGAACCAGACAGAAGGCAGACAACAGACAGACGGCUGUACAUACAGUAUUACCUGCAUCGUCCCUCCUUAGCUGGUUACAGUAGUGGCUGGACUUCAUAGGUUACAGUCGUCCUUAGAUGCUGAUCUUAGGUCAGUUUUGCAUCCCCGUCCCCCGUGUUUAGGAUAAGCUGAUCCUAGAUCUGUGCGCAACGGGAAUUUCUAGCUUUAGUGGAUUUCAAUGGCUGCCCGAAUGGUUGUGUGGUGCAGUGCAGAGACAGAUAUUGAGAGUAUGUGUCAGGAUUCUAGUCAGAGCCAUCUUGGCACCAAUAGUCCUUUCAUCAUUACAGUACUUUUAGUCAGAAUGGGAAAAAAAAACUGGUGUCAACAUGAACAGUAGUUUGCCAAACCUUCUAUAGCUAACCUAUCUCUAAGCUCUUGAGCAGAGCUUCUGUCAAGCAAAGAGCAAUGUAUGUGGACCUCAAGAGCAGCCGGGAAUCAAGAGCUACUGGACUUUUGUGAGAAAACCAAAAAACUACAUCAAGAACAGGAGAACGUUUCCAUGUUUUGACGGCAUCAUUUUCUUACUCAUUAAAACCAUUUGUAUAUAACUGAA
This is a messenger RNA of Oncorhynchus nerka (sockeye salmon), 5558 nucleotides long. RefSeq names its product adenylate cyclase type 2-like. Gene Ontology annotation, biological process: intracellular signal transduction; adenylate cyclase-activating G protein-coupled receptor signaling pathway; cAMP biosynthetic process. Gene Ontology annotation, cellular component: plasma membrane. NCBI's taxonomy places the organism in Eukaryota, Metazoa, Chordata, Actinopteri, Salmoniformes, Salmonidae. The record is from RefSeq and is a predicted model, not a curated record. Gene Ontology annotation, molecular function: adenylate cyclase activity.